AUGGUGCAAAUGUAUCUAUGUAAACUAUCCAGCAUAUUAGUAUUGACCAUCUAUGAGAAUCAAAUUAAAACCUUAAAGGGUAUAAAUGCCACGGAUUUGCAAUUGUUAGUGUAUAUGAAUGACUUAAUGCAUUUCAUUUCUGUAUCCGCCAUGCCACCAGUUAUUUUCAAACGUAUAAAACUUACGAACGCCAUUGAUGUGGAUGAUAAACGUCGUAGCCUGAACGCUUCUUUCUUGCACAUGGACUUUGAGGACAAAAUAAAGUUCUUUAUGCUGCAACAAAAGUUUCUUAAAGUUCCAUUGGUGCGGAAGAUAAACCCAGUUUUAAUCACAGAACAAAAUUUUUUCACCAUGCGCCAUAAUCUACCAUUUAUUCAAUUAUUUAAUCGUUAUUUGAAAUAUAUGGCUGACUCUGGUUUAUUGCAAAAGAUUUUUAAUGGCAUCGAAUGGGAGGGCAUACUUAGCGGACUAAUUAGCUAUUUUAAAGAUAUUGAAAAUAAGAAUGAUCAUCUUUUAACAUUGGAAUAUUUGUAUGCACCUUUGGUUUUGUAUUUCAGUGGUGUCCUUUUGUCUAUUAUUGCGUUUUUAAGUGAAAUUGUGUAUUACAAGUUUAAAUUGAGAGUAUCUAAAAUUAAUAAAACAAAUUUGGCAUAA
Messenger RNA from Calliphora vicina (urban bluebottle blowfly), 654 nucleotides. RefSeq lists its product as uncharacterized. Bases 1 to 654 code for a protein of 217 amino acids. Lineage: Eukaryota; Metazoa; Arthropoda; Insecta; Diptera; Calliphoridae. The transcript has a single exon. The record is from RefSeq and is a predicted model, not a curated record.